Cuscuta campestris is the source of this 1988-nucleotide messenger RNA. The record is from the annotation of a GenBank genome assembly. Lineage: Eukaryota; Viridiplantae; Streptophyta; Magnoliopsida; Solanales; Convolvulaceae.
GGUCGAUACAAAUUAAAUCAACUGUUAAAAUGGUGUUAGUCUCACUAACUGAUCUCAGUUCACAGUAGAACUCUCCCAAAAUGUCUCUGCUUUCAGAUCUCGUCAACCUCGACCUCGCCGAUCACACGAAAAAGAUCAUCGCCGAGUACAUAUGGAUCGGUGGAUCUGGUAUGGACCUCCGAAGCAAAGCCAGGACCCUUGCUGGUCCGGUCACUGAUCCAUCGAAGCUUCCGAAGUGGAACUAUGAUGGGUCGAGCACCGGUCAAGCACCGGGGGAAGACAGUGAAGUGAUCCUAUACCCUCAAGCAAUAUUCAAGGAUCCAUUUAGGAAGGGCAACAAUAUCUUGGUGAUGUGUGAUGCAUACACACCAGCUGGUGAGCCUAUUCCAACAAACAAGAGACACAAUGCUGCCAAGAUCUUUAGCCACCCUGAUGUUGCCAAAGAGGAGCCAUGGUAUGGGAUUGAGCAAGAGUAUACUCUCCUGCAAAAGAAUGUUAACUGGCCGCUUGGAUGGCCUCUCGGAGGUUUCCCUGGACCACAGGGACCAUACUACUGUGGGAUUGGGGCAGACAAAGCUUUUGGGCGUGACAUUGUAGAUGCGCACUACAAGGCAUGCCUUUAUGCUGGGAUCAACAUCAGUGGUGUUAAUGGAGAAGUCAUGCCUGGACAGUGGGAAUUCCAAGUUGGCCCAUCAGUUGGCAUUUCAGCUGGUGAUGAGGUGUGGGUAGCUAGGUAUAUUCUUGAGAGGAUUGCUGAGAUAUCUGGAGUGGUUGUCUCAUUUGACCCCAAACCAAUUCCUGGCGAUUGGAAUGGUGCCGGUGCUCACACAAACUACAGCACUUUGUCGAUGAGGAACGAGGGUGGAAUUGAUGUGAUUAAGAAGGCGAUUGAGAAGUUGAAGCUGAGGCACAAGGAGCACAUUGCUGCAUAUGGUGAGGGCAACGAACGCCGUCUCACCGGAAAGCACGAGACUGNCCCCCCCCCCCCCCCCAAACACACACACCAAAAACAAAAAAAAUAAAACCCACGGUUAUAUAUUCCCCAUGGUCAGAAAAGAUCUCCCCAAAUGCCAAUUUUUCCCUUGUCCAGAAAAGAUCUUUCCAUUAUCUUUUGGAACAUUUGAAAUAGUCUAACUACCCUUUAUUUAUUUAUUAGACUUUACCCAAUACUCCACCUAUUUUUAUUAAGGGUAAUUUGAUAACUUUAUCAUUUUUCAACUCUUCUUAAAAACAGUGAAAAGUCUACUUAGAAAAUUCUUUUACAGGGCUAGGAUAGAUCUUCCCAAAUGCCAUUUUGCUUUGUCGGGAGAAAUCUUUCUCUUACUUUUUUUAACGUUUAAAGUGUCACUACUACUGCCACUAACUUUGUUCAUUAAUAUCACUCAUUUCAUUUAAUAAUACUCCAUCACUUUUAUCAAGGUUAUUUUAGUAAAUUGGCACCUUUUUCAACUCUUUUUAAAAAUCAUAAAAAGUCAAUUUGAGAAUAUCUUUUCCUAGUGUUUUUCGAAAAAAUGUUGAAGUUAUUAACAUGUGCAAAAUGUUUCAGGGUGUGGCGAACCGCGGCGCCUCAGUUCGCGUGGGACGGGACACGGAGAAAGAUGGGAAAGGGUACUUUGAGGACAGAAGGCCAGCGUCCAACAUGGACCCCUACACGGUGACCUCCAUGAUCGCCGAGACCACUAUUCUGCUUAAAGAAUAAGUGGGUGGUCGGGAAGGUCGGACGUGCAUCUAUGUUUCCGGGGGUGUGCGUUUUGUUGGGAAACCGAAACCAUUGUUGUAUUUUUCUUCUUCUUCUUCAUGUGCCCUUUUUUCUAGCUUGUUUGUUGUUUCUUGGGUUUUUCUUAGGACGGGCGUCGUCCUGAUCGACCAAACGAUGUUUUAUGGUCUGUUUUUUCUUUAAAAAAACAGAGAUAUAGUUGUUUUAGUGUCACGUGGCAAUAUUUUUUGUCAUGGAAUAACAAUGAAGUGAAUAAUAUUUACUAGUUGGU